CCAGUUUUAAGCGACUUUCCGUCGACUUUAACCCCAUUCAAGUUUCUUGAGUCGUAGGGGGACUCUUCAUUAAUACCCUGGCCUUGUUAACUCCGGGUUGGUCCGAGCGGGACCGUGAAAGCCUCCGCGGGGCUCCGUGGAACUGCCCCGAGCCGCGUGCGCUCAUGGAGGGAGACAUCAUGGACAAACUCGAGGACAUGGCUUCGGUCUACGAGUUCGACCCGCUGACGGGGAACAUCCCCGCCACCAAAGUGGAGAUCACAGUUUCGUGCAGGAAUCUUUUAGACAGAGACACGUUCUCCAAAUCUGAUCCAUUGUGCGUCAUGUACACUCAGGGUGUGGAGACCAAGCAGUGGAGAGAGUUUGGAAGAACGGAGGUGAUUGACAACACGCUAAAUCCGGACUUUGUCAGGAAGUACAUCUUGGACUACUUCUUUGAGGAGAAGCAGAACCUGCGCUUUGAUUUAUAUGAUGUUGACUCUAAAAGUCCUGAUCUUUCCAAACACGACUUUCUUGGUCAGAUGUUCUGCACACUGGGUGAAAUUGUGGGGUCGCCGGCCAGCCGACUAGAGAAACCUCUUGGGGGCAUACCGGGGAAGAACUGCGGCACUAUCAUCUUAUCUGCUGAGGAACUGGGGAACUGCAGGGACAGCGCAACCAUGCAGUUCUGUGCCAACAAAUUGGACAAGAAGGACUUUUUCGGGAAAUCUGAUCCCUUCAUGGUCUUUUACAGAAGCAACGAAGAUGGCACCUUUACGAUCUGCCAUAAGACUGAGGUGGUGAAGAACACCCUCAACCCAGUUUGGCAGCCGUUCACCAUUCCAGUCAGAGCUCUCUGUAAUGGAGACUAUGACAGAACAAUCAAAGUGGAAGUGUAUGACUGGGACCGUGACGGCAGCCACGAUUUCAUCGGUGAAUUCACCACCAGCUACAGAGAGUUAGCCCGAGGUCAGAGCCAGUUCAACAUUUAUGAGGUGGUGAAUCCAAAGAAGAAGAUGAAGAAGAAGAAAUAUGUAAAUUCAGGAACGGUGACACUGCUGUCAUUCUCGGUGGAAUCAGAGUCGACUUUCCUCGAUUACAUCAAAGGAGGGACCCAAAUCAAUUUUACUGUGGCCAUUGAUUUCACCGCCUCUAACGGAAACCCAUCCCAGUCCACGUCUCUCCAUUACAUGAACCCCUACCAGAUGAACGCCUACGCCCUGGCACUGAAGGCUGUGGGGGAAAUCAUCCAGGACUAUGACAGUGACAAGAUGUUCCCUGCACUGGGAUUUGGAGCCAAGCUGCCCCCCGAUGGACACGUGUCUCAUGAGUUCCCCCUAAAUGGCAAUAUUGAAAAUCCCUACUGUAAUGGUAUUGAGGGGAUAUUAGAGGCAUACCAUCAGAGUCUAAAGACCGUCCAACUAUACGGACCUACUAACUUUGCACCUGUUGUAAAUCAUGUGGCCAGAUACGCAGCUGCUGUCCAGGAUGGCUCGCAGUAUUUUGUGCUCCUCAUCAUCACAGAUGGCGUUAUAUCAGAUAUGUCACAGACCAAAGAGGCCAUCGUGAAUGCUGCCAAGCUUCCCAUGUCCAUCAUUAUUGUUGGAGUUGGACAGGCUGAAUUUGAUGCUAUGGUUGAGUUGGAUGGUGAUGACAUCAGGAUUUCCUCAAGAGGAAAAUUAGCAGAGCGAGACAUUGUCCAGUUUGUGCCAUUCCGGGAUUACAUGGACCGGACAGGGAACCACGUGUUGAGUAUGGCACGACUGGCCAAAGACGUUCUGGCUGAGAUUCCCGACCAGUUCAUUUCUUACAUGAAGAGCCGGGGAAUCAAACCCAAUCCAGCGCCACCUCCGUACACACCGCCAGGACACACACACCACACACAGAUCUGAGCACACGCUCCCAAACCUGCUUUAACACAACAGGUCCUCUCCCUGGAGUCAUGGGGUAACAGUACCGGAGCUUUUAGGGUAUAGCUCCCAGUGUCACCAUGUGUUUGAACUCUCCAAGAGACUUUGAGGUACAGUGGUGUUUCUGUUUGUGCCAUUUACAUUUUCUGCCCAAUUGUUUUUGUCCUCAGAAGGACAGUGUGAUCCAAGAAUCUGACCCAAGGGCAGCUUUUUUUGUUUGUU
Sinocyclocheilus anshuiensis is the source of this 2111-nucleotide messenger RNA. RefSeq names its product copine-5-like. The transcript has 20 exons. Gene Ontology annotation, molecular function: calcium-dependent phospholipid binding. The record is from RefSeq and is a predicted model, not a curated record. Gene Ontology annotation, biological process: cellular response to calcium ion. Gene Ontology annotation, cellular component: plasma membrane. The coding region runs from base 165 to 1871 and encodes 568 amino acids. Lineage: Eukaryota; Metazoa; Chordata; Actinopteri; Cypriniformes; Cyprinidae.